AUGCCAGUCCAGUCAGAUGCUUCCCUUCCAGCUCGUGAGCCUAUACCACAGCUCCAGUCGUCUUCCAUACCAGACCCGCUCGAUAUCUACAAACGGGAACUUGCCAACGCCAAGGAGUUUAAGGCAUUACGGAUAUUGCAGUCCUUGCAAGAUAGACUUCAUAACAAACAAUCAGCAGCUGCACCAACCACCACGAAUAGCAAACAGACCGUCAAGCCUCCGCCCUUUGUUGCGUGUACUCUCUGCCGACAAUGCAAAGCCAAAUGUGUGAUCUCAGACCCCGCUUCAGGCCAGUGUGAUAGAUGCAAAGCCUGUAAAUGCCAGUGUGUAUUCGAAGGACAUAAGAGGGGUCGUAAAAGUCAGGAGUCAACACUGGACAAAUCACCGUCUCAGCCUGAGCCUUCCCGUACAUUGCAUAUCCCACCAAUGGAGAUUGAUAGCGACGAGGAUGAGGAUGGAGAUAUGUCUAGCCCCAACACCCAGCCAUCGCAGUCCGCUGCUCAUCAUCCCCUUCAAUUGAUUGCUGGUUCAUCUCGACCGCUUUCCCUCAAGAACCUGCUGAAUCCCAGUACCUCUGGUGGCCAAGAGAGAUCGACCAAAGGAUUGUCGGCGGACAAAAGCAAAGGGGAUAUAGUAUCGAGGGGAGUGAUCUCGUUGGAAAUGGCGCAGAAAUUGUUUGACUUAGUAGCUUCCUAUUCACAACGAUUCUCUCUUCCGCCGCUCGCUUCAUAG
Molecule: messenger RNA, 732 nt
Organism: Kwoniella botswanensis
Lineage: Eukaryota; Fungi; Basidiomycota; Tremellomycetes; Tremellales; Cryptococcaceae
Exons: 4
Coding region: 1-732 (243 amino acids)
Biological process (GO): regulation of DNA-templated transcription
Cellular component (GO): nucleus
Molecular function (GO): transcription cis-regulatory region binding; DNA-binding transcription factor activity, RNA polymerase II-specific; zinc ion binding
Source: RefSeq, a predicted model, not a curated record